UAACCUUAAAAUUCAUCCAUUCCGUACACUCAAACUGAAACAUCUUCACCAUCUUAUUUCCCAUCGGUAAACCAUCUCUCCAGGCCAAGUGUUACUUCUCUAGUUCUCUACAUAAAUACAAACAUUUAUGUUCAGUUAUGGCGGUGGCAACGUCGAGAAAAUCGGUGCUCGAGAGAGUUGGAGUGCAUGGUUUUGGGGGUAGAAAACAGAGAAGGUAUAGUAAUAGUAGGUAUGGAGUUCAUGAAGAAGAUGGUUGCAUGGAAAUGGUGCAAAUUGGAGCUGAAAGGACCAAGAAUGUGCUGAUUUUGAUGAGCGAUACUGGCGGCGGUCAUCGAGCUUCGGCUGAGGCCAUUCGUGACGCCUUUCAGCUACAAUUUGGUGAUCAGUACAGGAUAAUUGUGAAGGAUGUGUGGAAGGAGUAUACGGGUUGGCCAUUGAACAAGAUGGAAUCGCAGUACAAAUUCAUGGUGAAGCAUGUCCAGCUUUGGAAGGUGGCUUUUCAUGGCACCUCUCCGCGAUGGAUUCAUGGUCUCUACCUUGCUGCUCUUGCUGCCUAUUAUGCAAAGGAGGUUGAGGCAGGGCUAAUGGAGUAUAAGCCUGACAUCAUCAUCAGUGUUCAUCCUCUUAUGCAACAUAUACCGCUGAUCGUUCUUAAAUGGCAGAGGCUACAGGAGAAAGUGAUAUUUGUCACAGUCAUUACAGACCUCAAUACAUGCCACCGCACCUGGUUUCAUCCGAGGGUCAAUCGAUGUUAUUGCCCCUCAAAUGAGGUUGCUAGGAGGGCUGUGCUAGAUGGUCUAAUGGAAUCAAAGACACGUGUGUUUGGCUUGCCAGUGAGGCCGUCGUUUUGCCAAGCAGUUUUCUCUAAACCUGACUUAAGAGUAGAACUUCAAAUGGAUCCAGAGUUGCCAGCAGUUUUACUGAUGGGGGGUGGUGAAGGGAUGGGUCCUGUAGAGGAAACCGCGAAGGCUCUUGGAAAAACUCUGUUCGACGAAGAAGUUGGAAAACCAAUCGGACAAUUGAUUGUUAUAUGUGGUCGGAAUGAGGCUUUAGCUUCUACCCUAGAAUCAUUGGAAUGGAAAAUCCCGAUUAAGAUUAGAGGAUAUGAAAACGAGAUGGAAAAAUGGAUGGAUGCCUGUGACUGCAUUAUUACAAAAGCUGGACCUGGUACAAUUGCAGAGGCACUGAUUCGAGGACUGCCAAUUAUUCUAAACGACUUCAUUCCUGGUCAAGAAAAAGGGAAUGUUCCUUACGUAGUUGACAACGGGGCUGGAGUUUUCACACAAAAUGCUAAUGAAACAGGGAGAAUAGUCGCAGAAUGGUUCAGUACCAAAACAGAUGAACUGCAGAGAAUGUCACAAAAUGCACUUAAACUCGCAAAACCUAACGCUGUGUUUGACAUCGUUAAAGAUAUCAACGACCUAGUGCGCCAGCGUAGACCGGUCUUCAACGAUCCAUACAUGUCUUCUCCUCCUUCAUUUGCAGGCCUAAUAUAAGCAAAUUCCGACUUCAGUAUUUAUCAGGAUUUAUGCUUGUGUUUGCAGAAAUUCUAUGUACAGGUAGGCUUGACAUUGAAGAUUUGAUCAUUCUUUUGGCUACAAAGCCUUGUAUUUGAGGACGUAAAAAACUAAAGAUCUGAUCUGCAAUGUAAUAGUAGUAGUUUGUAAUCUGUGUGCGCCGUGGUGUCGAAUGUGAUGAUUAUUGUGUACAUGAGUUACUGAAAACAAAGAUAA
This is a messenger RNA of Daucus carota subsp. sativus, 1733 nucleotides long. Its product is annotated as monogalactosyldiacylglycerol synthase 2, chloroplastic. NCBI's taxonomy places the organism in Eukaryota, Viridiplantae, Streptophyta, Magnoliopsida, Apiales, Apiaceae. The coding region runs from base 138 to 1496 and encodes 452 amino acids. Gene Ontology annotation, biological process: glycolipid biosynthetic process. Gene Ontology annotation, molecular function: hexosyltransferase activity. The record is from RefSeq and is a predicted model, not a curated record. The transcript is spliced from 8 exons.